UGGCGUGCCACCAAACACGCACUGUCCCUUAUAAUAUAGCAUAACACACAACACAUAUACAUACAUAGAACAAAAUUAGUAAGAACCAUUGGUAUUGGAAUAUUAACAUAUCUAUAGUUUUAUUAUUGAGAUUUUUCAACUUUCUUUGCAAUAUACAAAAAUCUAUCUAUCAAUUCAACAACACAAUACAGUUUUUCCAUCCUUUCAUUCAUCUCUGUAGGCACUCGCUCAAGGGUAAUGGGGCAACAAGAAUUAAUUAAGGCAUCUCCAUCACGGUCGUUUCGCCUUCGGAGUCCGAGUCUUAACUCGCUUCGACUCCGGCGAAUUUUUGACAUGUUCGACAAAAACGGUGAUUCUAUGAUAACUGUAGAGGAAAUAAACCAGGCGCUUAACCUGUUGGGAUUGGAAGCUGAGUUCAAAGAGCUUGAAUCCAUGAUCAAAUCGUACAUAAAGCCAGGCAACGUAGGACUAGCAUACGAAGAUUUCGUGGCAUUGCACGAGUCGCUAGGGGAAACAUAUUUUGGUGCGCUUGACGAAAAGGAAGAGGAAACACAAAAUGAAGAUUUAUGGGAAGCAUUCAAGGUGUUUGAUGAAAAUGGUGAUGGUUACAUUUCAGCUAAAGAAUUACAAGUAGUGUUGGGUAAGCUUGGACUUGUGGAAGGGAACUUGAUUGAUAAUGUUCAAAAAAUGAUUGUGUCUGUUGAUACCAACCAUGAUGGUCGUGUUGAUUUCUGUGAAUUUAAGAAUAUGAUGCGCACCACUAUUGUCCGUGGCUAGUUCUUAACCAUAUAUUGUGUGCUUUCAAUCUCUUGUUGUAAUUUUGGAGUAUAUUCCUUGUAUUGUAGUCAUGCUUAUUUUAUUAGGUUUAGUUUUGGUUUAUAUUGUGGGUAUAUAUAUAUGAUAAUUACUAUUGAUGGAUGUUGAUCUAUGUUCUUUCUUAAUUUGUACAAUUGUACCAUAAAAAAAUUAUGAGUGUCA
Messenger RNA from Trifolium pratense (red clover), 978 nucleotides. RefSeq names its product calcium-binding protein CAST-like. The transcript is spliced from 2 exons. Lineage: Eukaryota; Viridiplantae; Streptophyta; Magnoliopsida; Fabales; Fabaceae. Gene Ontology annotation, molecular function: calcium ion binding. The record is from RefSeq and is a predicted model, not a curated record. The coding region runs from base 238 to 777 and encodes 179 amino acids.